GUGAGUCCCUGCUCCUGCGGGGAAACUCAAAAAUCUUGAGGGUUUUUUCUUUUCUUUUUCCCUUUUUUUUUUUCCUCAGUAGGAUUAGAAGAAGAAAAGUUAUCUAUGCCAGCAAUUAUGACAAUGUUAGCAGACCAUGCAGCUCGUCAGCUGCUCGAUUUCAGCCAAAAACUGGAUAUCAACCUUUUAGACAAUGUGGUGAAUUGCUUAUACCAUGGAGAAGGAGCCCAGCAAAGAAUGGCUCAAGAAGUACUGACACAUUUAAAGGAGCAUCCUGAUGCAUGGACAAGAGUUGACACAAUUUUGGAAUUUUCACAGAAUAUGAACACGAAAUAUUAUGGACUACAAAUUUUGGAAAAUGUGAUAAAAACAAGGUGGAAGAUUCUUCCGAGGAACCAGUGUGAAGGGAUAAAAAAAUACGUUGUUGGCCUCAUUAUCAAGACGUCAUCUGAUCCAACUUGUGUAGAGAAGGAAAAGGUGUAUAUCGGGAAACUGAAUAUGAUUCUUGUUCAGAUACUGAAACAAGAAUGGCCAAAACACUGGCCAACUUUUAUCAGUGAUAUUGUUGGAGCAAGUAGGACCAGUGAAAGUCUCUGUCAAAAUAAUAUGGUGAUUCUUAAACUCUUGAGUGAAGAAGUCUUUGAUUUUUCUAGUGGACAGAUAACUCAAGUGAAAGCUAAGCAUUUAAAAGACAGCAUGUGCAAUGAGUUCUCACAGAUCUUUCAGCUGUGUCAGUUUGUGAUGGAAAACUCCCAAAAUGCGCCGCUUGUACAUGCAACAUUGGAAACAUUGCUCAGAUUUCUAAACUGGAUUCCACUGGGAUAUAUUUUUGAGACCAAGUUAAUCAGCACAUUAAUUUAUAAGUUCCUGAAUGUUCCAAUGUUUCGAAAUGUGUCUCUAAAGUGCCUCACUGAGAUAGCUGGUGUGAGUGUAAGCCAAUAUGAGGAACAGUUUGUAACGCUAUUUACACUGACAAUGAUGCAGCUAAAACAGAUGCUUCCUUUAAAUACCAAUAUUCGACUUGCGUACUCUAAUGGGAAAGAUGAUGAACAGAACUUUAUUCAAAAUCUCAGUUUGUUUCUCUGCACGUUUCUUAAGGAACAUGGUCAACUUAUAGAAAAAAGACUAAAUCUCAGGGAAACACUCAUGGAGGCCCUUCAUUACAUGUUGUUGGUAUCAGAAGUGGAGGAAACGGAAAUCUUUAAGAUUUGUCUUGAGUACUGGAAUCAUUUGGCAGCUGAACUCUAUAGAGAGAGUCCAUUCUCUACAUCUGCCUCUCCAUUACUAUCUGGGAGUCAGCAUUUUGAUGUUCCUCCCCGGAGACAGCUGUAUUUGCCCGUGUUAUCCAAGGUUCGUUUAUUGAUGGUUAGUCGUAUGGCUAAACCAGAGGAAGUAUUAGUUGUAGAAAAUGAUCAGGGAGAAGUUGUAAGAGAAUUCAUGAAGGAUACAGAUUCCAUAAAUUUGUAUAAGAAUAUGAGGGAAACAUUAGUUUAUCUUACUCACCUGGAUUAUGUAGAUACAGAAAGAAUAAUGACUGAGAAACUUCACAAUCAAGUGAAUGGUACAGAGUGGUCAUGGAAAAAUUUAAAUACAUUGUGUUGGGCAAUAGGCUCCAUUAGUGGAGCAAUGCAUGAAGAGGACGAAAAACGAUUUCUUGUUACAGUUAUAAAGGAUCUAUUAGGAUUAUGUGAACAGAAAAGAGGCAAAGAUAAUAAAGCUAUCAUCGCAUCAAAUAUCAUGUACAUAGUAGGUCAAUAUCCAAGAUUUUUAAGAGCUCACUGGAAAUUUUUGAAGACAGUAGUUAACAAGCUGUUUGAAUUCAUGCAUGAGACCCAUGACGGAGUCCAAGACAUGGCUUGUGAUACUUUCAUUAAAAUAGCUCAGAAAUGUCGCAGGCAUUUUGUCCAGGUUCAGGUUGGAGAAGUGAUGCCGUUUAUUGAUGAAAUUUUGAACAACAUUAACACUAUAAUUUGUGAUCUCCAGCCUCAACAGGUCCAUACAUUUUAUGAAGCUGUGGGGUACAUGAUUGGUGCACAAACAGACCAAACAGUACAAGAACAUUUGAUAGAAAAAUACAUGCUACUUCCUAAUCAAGUUUGGGAUAGCAUAAUCCAGCAGGCAACCAAAAAUGUGGAUAUACUUAAAGAUCCUGAAACAGUCAAGCAGCUUGGUAGCAUAUUGAAAACAAAUGUGAGAGCCUGCAAAGCUGUUGGACACCCCUUUGUAAUUCAGCUUGGAAGAAUUUAUUUAGAUAUGCUUAAUGUAUACAAGUGCCUCAGUGAAAAUAUUUCUGCAGCUAUCCAAGCCAAUGGUGAGAUGGUUACAAAGCAACCGUUGAUUAGAAGUAUGCGAACAGUAAAAAGGGAAACUUUAAAGUUAAUAUCUGGUUGGGUGAGCCGGUCUAAUGAUCCGCAGAUGGUUGCCGAAAAUUUUGUUCCUCCUCUGUUGGAUGCAGUUCUCAUUGAUUAUCAGAGAAAUGUCCCAGCUGCUAGAGAACCAGAAGUGCUUAGUACUAUGGCUAUUAUUGUCAACAAGUUGGGAGGACAUAUAACAGCUGAAAUACCUCAGAUAUUUGAUGCUGUUUUUGAAUGCACAUUGAAUAUGAUAAACAAGGACUUCGAAGAAUAUCCUGAACACAGAACAAACUUUUUCUUACUACUUCAGGCUGUCAAUUCUCAUUGUUUCCCAGCAUUUCUGGCUAUUCCACCUGCACAGUUUAAACUCGUUUUGGAUUCCAUUAUUUGGGCAUUCAAACAUACUAUGAGGAAUGUUGCAGAUACAGGCUUACAGAUCCUUUUUACACUCUUACAAAAUGUUGCACAAGAAGAAGCUGCAGCACAGAGUUUUUAUCAAACUUAUUUUUGUGAUAUCCUUCAACAUAUCUUUUCAGUUGUGACAGACACCUCACAUACUGCUGGUUUGACAAUGCAUGCGUCAAUCCUUGCGUAUAUGUUUAAUUUGGUUGAAGAGGGAAAAAUAAGUACACCAUUAAACCCUGGGAAUCCAGUUAACAACCAAAUGUUUAUUCAGGAAUAUGUGGCUAAUCUCCUUAAGUCUGCAUUCCCUCAUCUACAAGAUGCUCAAGUAAAGCUCUUUGUGACGGGGCUUUUCAGCUUAAAUCAGGAUAUUCCUGCUUUCAAGGAACAUCUUAGGGAUUUCCUAGUACAAAUAAAGGAGUUUGCAGGUGAAGAUACAUCUGAUCUCUUUUUGGAAGAAAGAGAAACAGCCCUUCGACAGGCUCAAGAAGAAAAACAUAAACUUCAAAUGUCUGUCCCUGGUAUCCUUAAUCCACAUGAAAUUCCAGAAGAAAUGUGUGAUUAAAAUCAGAAGUCAUGCUGUUUUGGUUUUUGUUUUUUUUGUUUUGGUUUUUUGUUGUUUUUGUUUUUUUUUUUUUAAUUUUGUUUUUUCUCUGCAACUCUUGUUAGCAGAAGAAAACAGCAUCUGGAUAUUUGUCGACCAAAAUGAUGCCAAUUUGUAAAUUAAAAUGUCACCUAGUGGCCCUUUUUCUUAAGUGUUUUUGUAUAAGAAAUUUUCUGUGAAAUACCUUCCAUUGUUAAAGCUUUUGUUUGGUCAUCUUUAUUUAGUUUGCAUGAAGUUGAAAAUUAAGGCAUUUUUUAAAAUUCUACUUCAUGCCCGUUUUGUGGUAGGGAUGGGGGAGGAGGUAAAUUGGAUUUGAACAUAUACUUGUAAAUUCUAAUGCAAAAUUACACAUUUUUUUUUCUGUAAACAAUACCAAUUUUUAAUUAGGGAUCAGUUUCUUUCUGGCCUGUAUUUCAGUCUAGAAGAAAAAUAAUGAGUAAAACAAAUUGCAUUCUUAAAAGGAUUAUAGUGCUGCAUUAUCUGAAGUUAGCACCUCUUGGAUUGAAUUGUUUGUCUAGGCUAUAUGUAUUACAAGUCUGUAUGGCAAGUUUGCAGCAAGAUCAUGUGCAUAUCAUCCCAUUGUAAAGCGACUUCAAAAAAUACGUGAACACAGUUAGUUAUUUUUACACAGUUCUUUUGGGUUUUUUGUGUGUGUGUGCUGUCGCUUGUCGACAACAGCUUUUUGUUUUCCUCAAUGAGGAGUGUUGCUCAUUUGUGAGCCUUCAUUAACUCAAAGUGAAAUGGUUAAAAAUAUUUAUCCUGUUAGAAUAGGCUGCAUCUUUUUAACAACUCAUUAAAAAACAAAACAAAACUGGCUUUUGAGAUGACUUAUACUAAUUUACAUUGU
Pteronotus mesoamericanus is the source of this 4207-nucleotide messenger RNA. RefSeq names its product exportin 1 (gene XPO1). NCBI's taxonomy places the organism in Eukaryota, Metazoa, Chordata, Mammalia, Chiroptera, Mormoopidae. The record is from RefSeq and is a predicted model, not a curated record. The transcript is spliced from 25 exons. Gene Ontology annotation, cellular component: cytoplasm; nucleus. The coding region runs from base 106 to 3321 and encodes 1071 amino acids. Gene Ontology annotation, biological process: protein export from nucleus; ribosomal small subunit export from nucleus; ribosomal large subunit export from nucleus. Gene Ontology annotation, molecular function: small GTPase binding; nuclear export signal receptor activity.